AUAUUUAGGCGAUAUUUGACAAAAGUGUGGGCGACUUGAUUUGACCUCUGACGUCACUCCACACGAAAUUCCUGUCCCGCCAUCUUAUUGCCUCGUGCAUUGAAAGGUAGCCGCGACUUUUGUUUAUAACAAGAAAAAAUACAAUAAAAAGCCAGAAAAAUGAAUCAAGAAACGUUGAAUAAAAUGCAGAGGUUGUCCGAGCAAGUCCGUAUAGGAGGAAAGGGCAGUGCUCGUAGGAAAAGAAAGGUUGUCCACAGGACGGCCACCACUGAUGACAAGAAACUGCAGUCCAGUCUGAAGAAACUGGCAGUCAACAACAUCCCAGGAAUAGAGGAGGUGAACAUGAUUAAGGAUGAUGGGACUGUUGUCCACUUCAACAACCCCAAGGUCCAGGCCUCCCUCGCUGCCAACACUUUCGCCAUCACCGGCCACGCUGAAAACAAACAGUUGACAGAAAUGUUGCCAGGCAUUUUGAACCAGCUGGGAGCUGACAGUCUGUCCAACCUGAAGAAAUUGGCAGAGUCUCUGCCGUCACAAGGUAACGGGCGCUCCAAUGAUUAGGCUAGACAAGGGCUGUAUGGUGGAUCCAGUGGUAAAUAGUGCUGCAUACCUAAACCCACAUUUAGCUUCAGGUCCGGAUUCAAGUCCAGAGGUUCGGACCUAAACCCAUACCAUAUACAAAAUUACAUGUUGGCAACCUUGCAAUGUUGUCUGGGUGAAACUUUGGCCACAUAACAUGGAGGCCGGUACUUGACGAUGGCAAUGUUUUCUUCAUUUUGCAGCAAAGAUUUUGCAAUCUAUGGAAGGUUUUAGGUGGUUUGAAAAGAAA
Molecule: messenger RNA, 829 nt
Organism: Branchiostoma belcheri (Belcher's lancelet)
Lineage: Eukaryota; Metazoa; Chordata; Leptocardii; Amphioxiformes; Branchiostomatidae
Product: transcription factor BTF3 homolog 4-like
Exons: 6
Coding region: 160-561 (133 amino acids)
Cellular component (GO): nascent polypeptide-associated complex; cytosol
Source: RefSeq, a predicted model, not a curated record